Molecule: messenger RNA, 4131 nt
Organism: Geodia barretti
Lineage: Eukaryota; Metazoa; Porifera; Demospongiae; Tetractinellida; Geodiidae
Source: the annotation of a GenBank genome assembly
CCCCACUGGCUGGGCUCCUCCCGGGGUCUACUGCUGCAGUGUGUGCCACCUUCAGUCCCAUGCCCACUGGGAGGUCAUCCACAAGCCACCCACCACUCCUCACAACAAAGACGCACCCGACAGGCAACUCUGCCAGAUCUCUCGCAACUCCAUCACAUUCUCAAAGCGUGACAGACCGGGCACCGUGACGUUCAUCGACAACUUUUCCUUCUUCGUUGCCUGUGUGAAUGUGGACACCAGGAAGAUGGAUCGAGAGGAGUUGGUGGAGCACUGCCAGGCUGUGAGGUCGGAGCUGUUUGCUGCAGUCGUGGCAGGUCUGGAGAACACUCACCACACAAACUCUCGCCCAGUGCCCGCCUUCCUGUGCCCCGUCCAGAAUGAAUCUUGUAGCACUGAACUGCACAUCGCACGUAUAUCCGAGAAUGGCAAGAAAUGGAUAUGCUCUGAAAAUUCUAAUGUGUUUGACAGUGUUUCUCCUAAACAAACCUUGUGGUUUACUGGAGCCAUCACAUCUCCUUCCAAGUCCAAAGCUCCAAAGCUCAGUGAUCUGGCAAAUUGUGUUGCAGCCAUCAUUCCCCAAAAAUGGAAGCCGGUGGCUAUCCAGCUAGAGCUCAGCAGAGGAGAGAGGAAGGCAAUAGAGAAGGAUGAGGACGAGUGCUUUGAUCGAUUCAUGGCUGUUCUCGAGCAAUGGAAGCAAUCAGCUAGUCGGCCCUAUACCUGGAAGACAUUGAUCACUGCCUUGAAAUCGGCAUCUGUUGAUGAAAACUCCUUAGCAGAACAACUGGACAGAGACUUUUGCUAGUGUACAAUACCAAAGUUGUUUACGCAUGCGCACUUUAUUACCGUAUUCACAAACGUUUUUUCUUAUUGUGCGCGAGCAUUCGCCGUGCUGCUGCUGGAAAAUGGCGACCUACGCGACCCCGGGAGAGCGUCCCCCGGUUGGUCUCCCUCCCUCGAGGGAAGCCCCCAGCGACCAGUAUGGGGACGAGAUGGACGAGGCUCUAGUCGGGCCGGUGUACCUUCGGCUGGACGACCCGGCCUUCCGCUCCUACGUCCAGUACGCCAACCAAACGUACGAGGAAGAAGAGGCCGGGGAUGAAGAGCUUGGCCUCGACCUCUCCGCUCCACCGCCAGAGUCGUGGUUUCAUGGUCGCAUUAGUCGGCAGACGGCAUCCUCUAGACUCCACGACCUGCUGGGGGAGCAGGGGGUGUACCUGGUGAGAGAGAGUGAGACUCAGCCGGGGGACUACGCCAUCUCGUACCUCAGCCGUACCGGCUACGUCCACCACUUCAAGAUCAACUCCAACUGUGGCGACUACUUCAUCGGAGGUCGGCAGUUCAUGUCUCUCUCGGAGCUCAUUGGGUUCUACUCCAACUGCUCCUGCAUCUUGGAGAAUGAGAGUCUGGAGUUACCUGUUGUUCCUCCCAAGCCAGUUCCUCUGUACAUUAUGUUGAGGGCCACAGCUCCACACGUUAAGAACCCCGGCACUGAUGAACUCACUAUUGAUGUGUGGGAGGUGUUUGUCCUGCUGAGUCGGCUGAAUGAUGACUGGGGCUGGGGUCACUCCCAGCGGUCGGGGGAGAGCGGACUCAUUCCUCUCAUGAUCAUGGAGGAUGUGGUGAGAUGGGGAGUGUGUGUACAGACUGAUGAGGAUCCCAACCUGGGCAAAGUGUGGUUCCAUGACUCCAUCUCCAGAGAAGAGGUCGUGGACCUACUCACUCACAAGGGCCAAGUAGGCAGUUUUCUGGUGAGACUGUCCAGUGUGGAGAAAUCAGAGAGACACUACUCCCUCUCUGUCAAAACUCGAGAUAAGGUGCAGAGAUUCCGCAUCACCAGGUACGACACAGGAUACUACAUAUUUGGAGGGAGACCGUUCAGUAGUAUGGAUGAUGUCGUUGACAGAUACAGGAGUGAGGUCAUCAUUGAUGGAAUCACACUAGGAGCACCAAUCAUCCAGACUGUGAGGCCAGUGGGUCGGCAGGCAAUGACAGUCACCUCUCCACGAGACAGGACCAACAGUAUCAUCCUGACACAGGCACACAGACAGGGAGAAAAGACCGGACUACUCCUCCUCAGGAAAGGGAAGAAGAGUCCAGUCUAUGGCAAAUGGAAGGAGUUUUAUUUCGUCAUAAAAUACGGAGAACAGAAACUGCUCUACUACGAGCGAGAGGACAGUCAUAAAGCCAAGGGACUUUUGGAUUUGAGACAGUGUCAAGCCUUUGCCGUGGAUCCCACCCUCUAUGGCAGGAAUGGUGUAUUUAUGGUGAUGUUGAAAUAUCUCAAUGAGCUGUCGUUCUACUACUUUGCUGCUCAGACUGAGGAACUAGCACAGGAGUGGCUACGUGUUAUGAAGAGACACACUCUCAAGACCCCAGACACGGCCAAGACAGGUGCAGCAGAUCCGCUCUCUGUCUCUGUCCAUUCGAGACAGCAAGCUGGCCAAGUCCAGUGGCCACUCCAGUGUCUACUGCCUGGUGUUCCUGAACGGAGCCGCCCUCGCCAAGACCAUCCUCAUGCAGGUCCCCUGCAUCUUUGACGAGAGCUACCUCUUCCAGGAUCUCCCCCUCUCCACCACUUCGUUCUCAGUGGAAUUACUGAGUGCCUCAAAGAGAGCGUACAUCAAAGACUCCAGCAUUGGUCGUGUGACAAUUCAACUGUCGGACAUGCCCAAUGGGCAGGAUGACGACAAGUGGCACCAUCUCAUGACAAAGGGCUCAAGAACUGCACAAGGCUCCCUCAGACUGGUGGCCAACUUCAAGCAUGAGAUGAUCUUCCCCAUUGAGGAGUACACUAGUCUCAAGGAGCUGUUACUGUCAGACAAUCUGACAGUCAUAGAAGCACUGGCCACUGUGUGCAAAGAUCAUCAUGCUGAGCUGGCGUGUGCUCUCAUACAAAUCUUCUGCCACUAUAACAGGGUCUUACCCAUUGUAAACGCUUGUCUAGCGAAAUCCAUUAAAAAAGAAGAGAAUGUGGCGACACUAUUCAGAGCUAGUACCCUGGCCACCAUGCUCAUGGACCAGCUGAUGAAGCUGACUGCCAUGGACUACCUCCACAGCGUCCUCAGGGAGCCGAUACAGAGGAUUGCUGACCUCAGGGACUCCUGUGAAUUGGACCCCUCUAAGCUACCUCGAGGGACCGACCUGACUCCCCACCUCCAUCUGAUGGAGGUCCAACUCCAGAAUAUCCUCGUCUCCAUCUUCACAUCCGUUGACUCCUGUCCCCUACAUCUUCGUUACAUAUUCCACUGCCUUCAAGACAGAGUUGUGCAGAAGUGGCCGACUGAUGGCACCGUCAGAACUAGGGCUGUCAGUGGGUUCCUGUUCUUGAGGCUCAUCUGUCCAGCUCUCAUCAAUCCUCUCCACUUCAACCUUCUCUCAUGCAACCCCUCAGAGGCCUCACAGCGGACCCUGAAGCUGGUGGCCAAGGCUGUUCAGAACCUGGCCAAUCUGGUGGAGUUCAAGAGCAAAGAGCCGUUCAUGACCAGCCUUAACCCCUUCAUCACCAGACACAGGGCCGACAUGAUCAAGUUCAUUGACAACCUCUCUAACGUGUCGUCAUCAGAAGAGCAGGGAAUCCUACCGUCUCCAGAGCCAGCCAGAGAUCUGGCCGCCAUCCACCACCUCUGCUCCACCUACUACAAGAAUCUGGAGAAACUGGCAGAGAAACAGCCAGAGGUCAGAAAUCUGAUGGGACUCAUCCAGAGCUUGAGAACUGCUGAGAUUCGUUAUCUUGCCAAGUACCGUGGUCCCGAGUGACCCUUGACCCCAUGACUCUCUGCCUGACGCUCGCUCCCUCUGCCUGUUCCAUACAUGUAUUGACACACAUGGCAACUAUAAUAUUAUACCUCUACCAGUAUAGUGAUCACUCCACAGCUUUCUCUCACUAGUACUUGUACCUCGAGGAAAAAAUAUUUCCUGAUUUUAGAAGUUGAUGAAUCAUGCAAUCAAUUUUAUAAUUUGUGGAUCAUUGUAUGUGUGGAAUUAAUGCCGGUUUUAUUGAUGCUGAACUCUGUAUGAUAACCUGUUUUGUGCACUGCUAUUACAUUGCCUUAUUUGGUCGGGGGGGCGAUAGGCUGGGACGCAAGAUUAUAAUAGGUAAUAGGAAACUAUUCAGAUUUAGGAGGAUGCUGG